Messenger RNA from Caenorhabditis briggsae, 822 nucleotides. RefSeq names its product Protein CBR-TSP-16 (gene Cbr-tsp-16). The transcript is spliced from 5 exons. The record is from RefSeq and is a predicted model, not a curated record. Lineage: Eukaryota; Metazoa; Nematoda; Chromadorea; Rhabditida; Rhabditidae. Bases 1 to 822 code for a protein of 273 amino acids. Gene Ontology annotation, cellular component: membrane.
AUGACAUUUCUUCCAGGACCAUUCCGUAACCGUCGCCAUGAGCAACGACACGGUCAGAGUGCUACCCGAUGUUUGGCACUAGUAUUUUCAGUUCUGACUAUGAUUGGAUCAGGAUUCAUCAUAGGUUUCGGUUUCCAAACCCUCGUUGAAGUAUCAUUCACUGCAUCUGUGAUAGGGAACAAUGAAAUUAUAUAUGGACCUUAUUUACUUAUUACCAUCGGAAUUUUGAGCUUUGUUAUGACUCCAAUCGGGUUUUAUUCAAUUAUCUUGAAUGAUAAGAAAGUUAUGGUAACUCAUAUGUUCGCCACAUUUGUAUUGGGUGUUAUGUGCGCGGUGACCGCGGUGUUGGGGUAUGAUCUUAACUCUCAUGUUACUAGCAAGGAAAUGGAAACAUGGAUGAAGACUUCUAUCCGAGAAGAUUACGGUAAUCCAAGUGCGCCACAUAUUUUAACAGAAUGGAAUAAAGUCCAGCAACAGGUUCUGUGUGGCUUUUUUCAAGCAACCUGGAGAUCAUCCAGAAAAAUUAUUGAAAAUCAAACUAUUUGCAUACAAGCCAGCAACCGAUGUUUGUCUGCAGACAACUCAAUAGCCAACCGAGAUGUCUGUCUUCAACAUUCCACAGAUUAUCGAUUAUCUGCUGAUGCUUACCGGUAUACCAACGGGUGCCUACAACCGAUUCGAUCCACUCUCGAGUUUUUCUCAUUCAGAAUUUUCAUUUAUUCCUCUGCAUUAUGUGUAACAUUAUUAUUAAGUACGAUUGUAUGGCUGGUUGUUCAUGAGAUAAGUAGUAGCCCAAUUCUUCCGUUUAGGUUGAUAAAAUGA